AUGGAUCCACCACCACCACCCACUACGGGUGAGCCUAUACCACCUUUCAUACCAUUAUCAACACAACCUUCACCAAAUACCACCAUGCCUAAUACCACUACCGACCCUACUCCACCACAUGAUGUUCCACCACCCAACACUACACCACCUAUUACUACCCAAGUUCAACCUACACUUACCUUUAACCCUUCUACUACAAUUCCAUCAUUUUCCCAUUUCUUCCCAGCUUUGGGUCAAUCAUCUUCAACCUAUCCACUACCACAAAGUUCAACUGUUAUCCAUGCUACUUCAUCAUUUAGACCACCGAACAAAUUGGGUUUUCAAUAUUCAUGCUUUCCAUUUGGGCAAUCUUCGGGUAUAGGAGGAUAUGGAUAUGAAGAAGGGUAUGAAGAGUUUGAGGGAUACGAAGAAGACGGAUUUUAUUAUGAGGGUGAUGGAGGUAAUUUGGGACCUCAAGGAGAAGUGGGUCAACAAAUGUGA
This is a messenger RNA of Helianthus annuus (common sunflower), 480 nucleotides long. Its product is annotated as circumsporozoite protein-like. The transcript has a single exon. The record is from RefSeq and is a predicted model, not a curated record. NCBI's taxonomy places the organism in Eukaryota, Viridiplantae, Streptophyta, Magnoliopsida, Asterales, Asteraceae. Bases 1 to 480 code for a protein of 159 amino acids.